Messenger RNA from Aplysia californica (California sea hare), 3696 nucleotides. Its product is annotated as tubulin polymerization-promoting protein family member 2. The record is from RefSeq and is a predicted model, not a curated record. Gene Ontology annotation, cellular component: microtubule. Lineage: Eukaryota; Metazoa; Mollusca; Gastropoda; Aplysiida; Aplysiidae. Gene Ontology annotation, biological process: microtubule bundle formation; microtubule polymerization; positive regulation of protein polymerization. Gene Ontology annotation, molecular function: tubulin binding.
AUCUCCCCCACUUGUGCUGGCUGAAGCGACCUCGUUUGGCGCGUUGAGCGUUCGCUAGACCCUGGAGUCGAGAGUUGGUGGAGGCUUCGUUGUCGCACAGUGCGUAAGCCUAGUCGCGCUGCUAAAACUAGUGAACACCCCUUGGUGGUAAAUUUCGUCUGGAUUAUUUGCCGUUAUUUCUAAGAAAUAAUUAUCAGAACUAUUAUUUUAAAGUGCAGCUUCUCUUCACUUUGAAAGCUCUAACCAACAAAGAUGGCUUCCAGUAAGGCCAAGCUCGCCCAGACCUUCAAGCAUUACGUCGUUGUUUCCUCUGUGGGUCAGAAUUUGAAUGAGGCACAGAAGAAAGAAAUUAAAGACAAAGGGAUGAACAAGAUGCUUAAGGAAGUGAAAGUGGACGCCGUGACUGCCCGACUCACUGACACCAAAGGCUAUACCGGGAGCCACAAAGAGCGAUUUGACGAUUCUGGAAAAGGCAAAGGUAUCGCCGGACGCAAAUAUCUCGUUGAAGAAACCGGUUACGUCUCGGGCUACAAGAACCAAGAUACCUACGAAAAGGGAGAAGGGGAGGAGGGAAAAGGCGAAGGGGCGAGUGAGGGAGCAGCAGCAAUGUGAUUGAAGCUGCUGUGUUAGUGUUACUUAGAGGAAUGGCUCUUUUCGGGGUCAUAGAUCGGAAACUUUGUUAGUUUGAGGAAAGGAUGGACUAGAGAGGGUAAAAAAGACGUUACUUAACCGCAGGUUUACCUACGUUAGGUGGGCAGCUACAUUAGAAGACAGCUUAUAAUGGGGAUGCCCAACUGAAUUUAAGGAGUAAAAAUAGUGACUUAAGACCUUUUUUGUUGUCGUCGUAGUGUAGCAAUGAAUGCUUUGUCACGUGGGAUGGGGGGAUUGGGGGGGGGGGGAAGAGUAUGUUGUAGACUCUAAAAUCAGGGCAAGACGAAGAGUAUAUUAUAAUGUACAAGUGAUCCGUUAUGGGUUUGUAGUGGUUCCCACAGAUAUUCAGGUCAUCUGAUCUGUCACCUUGCCGAGUGUUCGCAACAAAUGAGAUUUACUGACUUCAACUAGGAAAAGGGUGGAUCAUUUUGUCAUAACCUUUUUUGAGUUAGAGCAAUGGUUAGCACUGAAGCUUCUUCUAGCAGCUUGAAAAUUUUCCUAUGCAAAUAUGGCAAAUAUGUGUUAGUGUUGCUAAUACUUACUGUAUUAAGCUUGUCAAAAUAGAUCUGAUCUAUAGAUGGAAGGGAUUACGUACGUCUUUGGGUAGACAGAUAAAUUAUUAGUAUAAUGUGUACUGAAAGGAUUAGCGGGGACAUGGGAGGGAAUAGAAAGACUAGCAGACGACCAUUCUAGAGGGAUUACCUCAGGGUUCUGUCAAGAUAACGACUGUCUUGAGUUUUUAAUGUAAUUUUGUAUAUUCUGUAACUGUGAACCAAACCUGGUGAUUUAAUUAAUUAUAUUAUCGUUCUCUGUGGAAAUGUUUGUUUUUGAAAACAUAAUGUGGUUUGUUUUCCUGUGUGUUGUCUUUCAAUCAAACCAUUUCAAAAUUAUUCCAAUGAAACGUGUGACUUUGUUAUCGAAAAAAACCCAACAACCCUUAGACCGUAAAGGUUUGUGCUUUUCAAAAACUAUAGGUACCGAACGUAAAGAAAAUAUUUAGAAUUUAGGCUUUGUAUUCGCUUUAGCAAAAUAUUACCUUUCUAUAGUAUACGUGUAGUUCCUUAGUUCCCCAAAAUACUUAAUCAGCAAUCAAGGAAACAUACACGUAGACUACAUGUAUACUUGUAUGAACUGAGAGUCAAGAACCUUAGACUUAGAAAAGGUGUAAGGUGUAUCGGUAUGUUGCUGUAUUCAUUCCACAUUCAGUUUUUUGUUCCGUACUCAAGGGACCUCUUUGUUUUUGUUACACCCGCGCCACCACACCCACAACCCUUGAACAAACCAAAGAAGAUUGUCAUUUCUCAUCGUAAAGUAUUUUUCACCAAUAAACCCCUUUACUUAUUUUAUUUUGUUAGUAUAUUUCUAUUUCUGUAACGUUCACUGCAGUAAAAGGGCCUGCUCCUAAAGACUGCUUGUUGUUGUUGUUUUUUGCUGGAUUUGUAACUGAGCAAAAUUGAGUAUGGUCUCAAGAUGCAUGCUUCUCUUCAAGACUUGCCGAGGUUUCUUCUUUUUUUUUUGUUUGGGGGGGGGGGUUGCCCUAUAAGCAUGAUAUUGGUAAAUUAUUAUACACACUUAUACAUACUGUAUACAUGUACAAGUGUAUAUAUGGAUAGCUUCUUCUUUCGGAAUUUUUAUCUCUAUGCAUUUUAGAAUUUUAAAGGUAAAAAGUGGCUGUCUACGGUACACAAACUCACAGAGGCACAGUUGUCAAAAACGUGAGCCUUAACCUUUUAGCAUUAUUGAAGAAAACAAAUCCGAGUGUUGUUUAGAUUUUAUUUUAUUUGGGCAACCCCAAGAGCCACCGGACAUUUCAGGUUUUCAGAAGGGACUUUUUUAAAUCAAUUUUUUUUUGUAUGGUACCUUUUUACGUCAUGCUCAUGUUUUUUUAUACGUCUUUGUGAAUCUUAUGCAAAAUCUCGGGUUGACAAAGUUGAAGUUGAAUUAGCAUUACCAUUUCCCCAAAGUGCUUGCUACAGUCAAAAGUGGUAACUGCUUUAAACAGAACUUCUUCUGUCUUGCUGAUGACUAUGCCGUUUCCAAAAGCAGAUAUAUGACAUACAGUGAACUUACAUUUUAAUUGACAGUACUUCGUCUCUGAAAGUACAUCUCCCAUCUAAUCCAAAGACAUGAUGAAGCAACUCACAUCUGUAUGUCAUGUUUCCUUCUCCGAAAAGGUUUCUCAACCCGCGGUGCUAUUCAUUACUUACAAUUAUCAUUCGUUUAUUUACCCAGUAGGAUCUCAUUUUUUACCUCGGCAGCUCAUUUAAGAAACCUGCUGACUGUUGGGUUUUUUUACACUGUUGUUUCCGUUUUCGUUAUAAAUGCAAAGUAGUCAAAGAACUUGUUAAAAAUAUGCAUUUAAUUCAAACUUGGUGCCUCUGAGAAAUUCUGGACUGUUUUUCCCCUUCUAUCUUUGUAUGUCAUGUAGAAUAGAUAUUUUGUACGUUUUUUUACGUUCAGUGGAUCAGAACCACAGUUUUUUUGUGGUAACAUCGGAGGCCUCUUGAUAAAGUCUGAAAUAGUAUCAUACUAGUCAUGUGGCCUUUGCAAAUUUGACUAGAAAUGCCGUUGUCCUCAUGACCUCUACAAUAUCUUGCACUUACACCUAUUUCCUGCUCUUGUCAACAUUAGUUAACCAGUUUUGCGCUGAAAUAGUUAAUGGAAGUGGGCUAUGACAACAAUUCAUUCACAAAAUAAUUACAUUGCAUAAAUUUUAUAUGUAAAGGCAAGGGUCUUCCCAUUACGUCACGCUUCUUUACACAACCAAAAAAAAAGAAGAAGAAGAAAAACACAUACAAAAAACUCAGUAAGGGUAACGUUUUUCCAUAAUGAAAAGUAUCAUUUUAUAGUGACAUCAAUACUGGUCUGAAAUGACAUGUACUUGUGAAAAAGACAGAAACAUUUGUAACGACUGAGAAAAUACAUAGCCUUUUCUCUAUAGCCCAUAGCUAUACUAUACACCGUUUAUAUGUCAAACUGACACGAUGGAACUGUUCGUGACUGAGUGUACAAUGAGUUCAAUAAACUUCUUGGAUGUCCUCAAAA